AUAGAGGGAUCCUAUAUAGUGCACCUGACGCUGGCUCCGCCUUCCCCCGGGCUUUGUGGCGGGAGCGGGUGUGCGGCGUCCUCUCUGUAAGAGAUCAACCCUUAAGUCUGUCGUCUCCUCCUUCUAUCUCACCAUGAGACAUGUACGUACCUCUCCUCGGGCCACAGUUACUGCUGGCAGCGGGGUGAAGAACAUAGUCAAGGGACAUCAGCACUCAAGGGUUGUUGGAGCGCACAAGCAGCGAAUCCCUGAGAGAGAGGUUCCGGCAGCCAGGACUAAGGUGGCAAGGACAAUCAGCCUCCAGCCUCAUGAACGCCAGGCCUUCUAUCAGCUCUUGGAUUGUGACAUCAUUCAGCAGUUCCUGUCAAUGGAUAUUUGCCUUCGGAUCUCUGACAAGUAUCUAAUAGCAAUGGUUCUUGCAUACUUCAAACGAGCAGGCCUGCGAGUCAGAGAAUAUACAGCAAUGAAUUUCUUUGUUGCUCUAUACCUUGCAAAUGACAUGGAGGAGGAUGAAGAGGAUUACAAAUAUGAAAUAUUUCCAUGGGCUUUGGGUGAAUCGUGGCGAGACAACUAUCCCCAGUUUCUACAGCUCCGAGACCACUUGUGGGCCAGAAUGAAAUACAGAGCAGUCGUGAGCAGGAAGUGUUGUGAUGAGGUGAUGUCUAAAGAUCCCUCUCAUUGGGUAUGGCUCCGUAACCGUCCAAUACACCAUAGUGGGGCACUCAGGAGUUACCUUCGAGAUGAAGAUCUCUUUCCUAGAGGUCCUGGUGUGACUCCAACCAGCUGUGUUCUGUGCCGGAGGUCCAGCACUGAUGAAUCUGAUACAAUGACUAGCAGCAACUCUUCACCAGAAUUAAGUUCAUUUGCUUUUUCAAAUUGUGAAUGGUCUCAAGACCUCAUCUUGUCCCCACCUAUGCUUCUGGAUCCAGAGUCUGUCUACGAUAUCAACAGACUGGAACCUGGAGGGACAACCCUGGAAUGGUGCCUCUAGCGCUAUGUGAAUGCUUGAUGAUACUUUUCCCAAAGCCAGUAUGCAAGAAACUUAAAGCACUUAUCCUGUAUCCUUCAUUGCCUUGUGUAGAACUGGGGACCUAAUUUGGGUCUAUGAAUAUUUAUCUAAAUUAUUAACAUUAUAGAAUGUCUGUCUGUAUUACAGUCUGUAAAAGUGGUAUGUUCUGUGGGUUGGUCACAAAUGAUCACCAGGUGUAUAUUGAAUUGGUUACUAAAAGGCAUUGUAAAAUGUUCCAUAGUCACUAUGGAGUCCCAAGUCUGAAGUAUUGCACUUUUUACAACCUGCACUUUACAAAAAAACAAAAAAUGAAGUCCAUGUGAUGCUAGCGAUUCCUGCAUUGGCAGUAACUGCAAUCUUAAAUGUGUGAUUGCCACCAAGGUUGUGGAGAAGUUUUGCAGUAGUUUGUAUGCUGUUCAUGUAUGUCCACUUUUAAAUAAAUGUUUAAUGUCUUAUUCUCAA
This is a messenger RNA of Rana temporaria (common frog), 1471 nucleotides long. It is a transcript of the gene SPDYC, whose product is annotated as speedy/RINGO cell cycle regulator family member C. Gene Ontology annotation, molecular function: protein kinase binding. The transcript is spliced from 7 exons. Gene Ontology annotation, biological process: positive regulation of cyclin-dependent protein serine/threonine kinase activity. Bases 134 to 991 code for a protein of 285 amino acids. NCBI's taxonomy places the organism in Eukaryota, Metazoa, Chordata, Amphibia, Anura, Ranidae. The record is from RefSeq and is a predicted model, not a curated record.